This is a messenger RNA of Harpia harpyja (harpy eagle), 2527 nucleotides long. RefSeq names its product retinol dehydrogenase 12-like. The coding region runs from base 173 to 1042 and encodes 289 amino acids. The transcript is spliced from 6 exons. The record is from RefSeq and is a predicted model, not a curated record. NCBI's taxonomy places the organism in Eukaryota, Metazoa, Chordata, Aves, Accipitriformes, Accipitridae.
UCAGUAGUCCCUUUUCUGCAUCUAAGGGAGCGGUAGUGUAUGCUUACAUUUAAGUGAGUUGGAUUCCAAAGUUAUUUCAGACGAGCCCAAGUGUCGCUCCUCCAGAGGCCGUAACCACUGAGGCGCAAGUCCCCAGUUCCUCAACAGGUUUCAUUGCCUGAACUCCAACAAUAUGCCUUGUGACAUGAAAAUGCUCUGCGCUGCAACUGUUUUCAGAGGACUGGGGAAGUUCCUGGUAUCGCUGGGUUCUGCUUGUAUGAAGCUGGGAAAUGCCAUCGGUGCCAGGGUGAUUGUCGCUUGCAGAGACAUAGCGAAGGCAGAAGCUGCAGCCAGUGAAAUCCGAGCUGAGACAGGAAACCAGCAAGUCAUUGUGAAAAAACUGGACCUGGCCGAUACGAAGUCCAUCCGGGAGUUUGCUGAGAAAUUUCUAGCAGAGGAGAAGGAACUCCAUAUUCUCAUUAAUAACGCUGGGGUAAUGUUAUGCCCUUACUCCAAGACUGCUGAUGGCUUCGAGAUGCACCUGGGAGUCAAUCAUCUUGGUCAUUUUCUCUUGACCUUCCUAUUGCUGGAGCGUCUGAAGCAGUCUGCCCCAGCCCGCAUAGUGAACGUGUCCUCACUGGCUCAUCACGGAGGCCGAAUCCGCUUCCAUGAUCUCCAUGGUGAGAAGAGCUACAAUCGUGGCCUCGCCUACUGUCACAGCAAAUUGGCUAAUGUGCUCUUCACCCGGGAGCUGGCGAGGCGGCUGCAAGGCACUAAAGUCACAGCAAACGCUCUCCAUCCUGGUUCUGUCCAUUCUGAGCUGGUCCGGCACUCAUUUGUAAUGAUGUGGCUGUGGAAGAUAUUCUCAUUCUUCUUGAAGACACCUUGGGAAGGAGCUCAGACCAGUGUCUACUGUGCAGUAGCAGAGGAGCUAGACUCUGUGACAGGACAGUAUUUCAGUGAUUGCCAGCCAGCAUACGUAUCUCCACGGGGUCGGGAUGAUGAGACAGCAAAGAAGCUCUGGAGUGUGAGCUGUGAGCUCCUUGGCAUCCAGUGGGACUGAGCAGCACACGCCUCAAGUGUGUACCUGGCUAAGCCCAGCAAUGCUUCUCCUGGGAAGAGCACUGCUGAGAGACCUCAAGACUAGAACGCUGAUACUUCAGCUGCCCUAAUGAUGGUUCUAUGGACACAACGUAACAUGAAUUUCUGGAAUAUUACACUUAAGGAUUGAGAUUUGUAAGCAACCAGUCCCCUUGCCUACCUGGAGAAUUAGAGCACCAACACAGGGAGCAACCUUGGCUUGUUAUCUCACACAACAGCCAGAGGCUAUUGUUCUCUGGCUUUAGAAUAGAAAUGGAGGUUGCAGUCUUAGGUUUAGAUUAUGAAGUAACAAAGAAUUACAUUUAAAGCUUUUUUUUUCCUAACAGUAAUAGUAAAAAGGUAGGACUCUAAACUUAUGAUCUGUGAGGUUAGUUUCAGUUCCUACUAUUUGACUUGGCAGAGUGAAAGUACUUUAGUAUAUUAGAUUUUCUGGCAAUUACAUGCAAUACAAAUGCUCACAAGCACACAGAAACAGGUGCUGGCCUUUUUGUGCCAAGCAUUAGGUAAAGUUUUUAAGUGGAAUCAAUUAUUUUUCUCUAUAUUCUCUGUAAGAAGCUGGACCCUAGCCACUGAAGUAUCUUUGCCCCAAAUGCCCAUUGAUUGCAGUAAGUUAACUGAGGGCUGACAUAUCUUUUAAGAACCCAGCUCAGUGCAGGUGACUGGGAGGUUAAAAGCUGCAGGAGUGCCGCAAUUGUGCAUAGGCAAGUUAUCUUAUUAAAAAAACCCACACACCUCUCCUGUGAAGCAUUGAGCAAAGAUGGUGUAACAGUUGUCACAAUAAACCCCCCAGCUGCACUUUAAAUGACUUUAGAACCUAGAAAAGAGAGCAGAAUGAGUAAAGAACAUCUCAACUAUGUUAAAAAAAAAUUAAACAACUUCAGCUAAGACUGUAGCUUUAAGUGACAGCAGACUACCUAGAGCUAAAUAGCUGAAGCAGAGGUCAGGGCUAUCUUAAUAUUAUGGUCAAGUUAGCUACAGGACAGGAAUGCAAGACUUGCACAGAAACCCUUACGUUUGUCUGCCCAGCAGUUACUGGCCUUGGCUGGCCAAGGCUGCCAGCCUGGCCUUGCAGUACCAUACAGCUUGCACUUCCAAAAGGCAGCUGGGUCAAUCCACGUAGUAAUGGGAUUGCUCCCUUGGAACUCUAGUGCUACUUUGGUGCAAAUUGUUAGCGUGUGAUCCAUAAUUGGAGAUAAUUUCUGAAAGAGUUAAACAGUUAGAAAACUGCUCAAGAGUGCCACAGCUUAUAGGAUUAUCUUCUGCUUCUGAAAAAAAAAAAAUCUGGAAGUUUUUUGACUUUCAUAUGAGCAUGCCACUGUGACCAACUGCCAGUUUUGGGAAACAAAUGCUAAUUUUAUGAUUAAUUCUUUCUGCCUGGAUGCUGUCUAUGCAGAUCAGUCCUGUGCUACCUCUGAGCAAUACUAAAUAAAGCCAUUUUCCUUUACAA